Messenger RNA from Nematocida parisii ERTm1, 222 nucleotides. RefSeq lists its product as uncharacterized. The transcript has a single exon. The record is from RefSeq and is a predicted model, not a curated record. The coding region runs from base 1 to 222 and encodes 73 amino acids. NCBI's taxonomy places the organism in Eukaryota, Fungi, Microsporidia.
AUGAUGUGUAAAAAUUCGGGCUAUAUCUAUGAAACUAAAUAUAGCCCAAAGUUUAUUCUAAAAGACAUUUCAAGUGCUAUUCAAAAUAGCAAACUACAAGAAAUUAGACAAAGUGACGAGGGUGUUUUAUCCAUAAGAGACAAUAACUACAACAGCUGUAAAUAUGGAAUUCACUAUGAUAUUUUAAGUGCUUUAGUUAAAACUUACCCCAUCACACGAUAA